Messenger RNA from Closterium sp. Yama58-4, 675 nucleotides. NCBI's taxonomy places the organism in Eukaryota, Viridiplantae, Streptophyta, Zygnematophyceae, Desmidiales, Closteriaceae. The record is from the annotation of a GenBank genome assembly.
AUGCUUUGUGGUGUGGGUGAGAUGGUGGGUGGUAUGGCGAGUGGUAUGGCGGGUGGUAUGGCGGGUGAGAUGGUGGGUGGUAUGGCGAGUGGUAUGGUGGGUGGUAAGGUGGGUGGUAAGGUGGGUGGUAUGGUGGGUGGUAUGGUGGGUGGUAUGGCGGAUGGUAUGGUGGGUGAUGUGGUGGGUGGUAUGGUGGGUGGUAUGGUGGUUGGUAUGGUGGGCGGUAUGGUGUGUGGUAUGGUGUGUGGUAUGGUGGGCGGUAUGGUGUGUGGUAUGGUGUGUGGUAUGGUGGGCGGUAUGGUGUGUGGUAUGGUGUGUGGUAUGGUGGGGGGGAAGCUGAAUGGUGUGUUUCAUGGUUUGCUGGAUGUACACCUUCCUCCUAAUCUGAAUCCCACUUGUUUGCUCUAUUCUCCCAUCUUUCUCCACAUUAUGCCCCUCUACUCUAUCCCUUUCUCCCACCCACCCUGCACCCCACAGGACUUUACCUUCAUUGCUGCCAAUGGCAGCAUCAUGCAUUCCUUCCGCCUACCACACCGCUCACUCAGACCUCGACCCUCUGCACCGCUCUCCACGCCUCUGUCUUCAGGCUCCCCAUCCCUCCCUCGCUCUCUCUCGCGACGUAUGCAAUUGGAGGGGGAGGAGGUGCAUGUUGAGAAUGGUAGGGUGGGCUUGUAG